This is a messenger RNA of Tilletiopsis washingtonensis, 1421 nucleotides long. RefSeq names its product family A G protein-coupled receptor-like protein. Gene Ontology annotation, cellular component: endoplasmic reticulum; plasma membrane. The record is from RefSeq and is a predicted model, not a curated record. The transcript has 7 exons. Gene Ontology annotation, biological process: monoatomic ion transport. Lineage: Eukaryota; Fungi; Basidiomycota; Exobasidiomycetes; Entylomatales. Gene Ontology annotation, molecular function: monoatomic ion channel activity. The coding region runs from base 286 to 1143 and encodes 285 amino acids.
CGGCGGCACUUGAGCGGAAGCUGCGGCCGGCCGCACCCUCGAUGCUGCCCGUGCGCUCUGCCGUCGAGUCGGCUGCUCGCCUGCCUCGCGGCCCGGCUGGGCGCUGACCACGCCUCGCUGCUGCAGCGCACGCCCGCUCGCCUCGCCCAGCGGCCAUCCGCCGCCCUCUGCCCUCAUCUACGCCCGUCGCCGCCUGCCUUCGCUCCACCACCUCUCCCUCCUCUGCGCCGCCUCGUCCGCGCUCUCCCUCUCCCUCUCACCUCCACCCCUCUCGCCGCCUUCGCCAUGAACGCCUUCUACAGCGAGCUCGUCAAGCAGCCCCCGGUCGGCAUCCCGGGCAUCCCGCCGCACCUCAACCACCCCGAGCAGGUGACGCAGUUCGGCCAGACGGUGCUCUGGGUCGGCUUCGCCGGCAUGUCCGUCGGCGUGCUCGCCCUCUUCGCCACGACGUUCCGUGCGCAGUACCGCUACCGCCUGCUGCACGUCGCUGCCCUGCUCGUCAACAUCUUCGCCGCCAUCUCGUACUACGCCAUGGCCUCGGGCGUCGGCAAGGUGCUCGUCCACUCGCCCGGCCACCACUCGACCGUGCGCGAGGUCUUCUAUGCCCGCUACAUCGACUGGGCCUUCACGACGCCGCUGCUGCUCCUCGACCUCACGCUCGUCGCCGGCCUGCCCGCCGGAGAGAUCGCCAUUGCCAUCAUCGCCGACAUUGUCAUGAUCGUCACGGGCGCCAUUGGCGCGCUGCACCCGAGCCUCAAGUACCGCUGGGGCUUCUUCACCUUCUCCAUGCUCGCCUUUGUCUACGUGCUCUGGUCGCUCGUCGGCUCGGCCCGCUCGUCUGCCUUCCUGCGCCACCCCAAGGUCGGCAAGAUGUACAACGGCAUCUCGCUCGCCCUCAUUGUGCUCUGGAGCGCGUACCCGGUCGUCUGGGUGCUCGGCGAGGGUCUCGGCCGCGUCACGGCCGACACGGAGGUGCUGCUGUACGCCGUGCUUGACCUCUCGGCCAAGCCGGUGUGGGGCCUUGCGCUCCUGCUGGCCAUGCCCGACGAGGGCCACGUGCUGCUGCCCGAGUGGAUGGCCGCGCCCGGCGGCGCCCUCUCCGGCGGCGGCUACGGCAGCGUGCCGAGCGGCAACGACGCCUAAACGUCGAGCACCGAGCAUGCGGCGACUCAGCCAGUCUCGGGCCGUGAGAAGGCGCUUGCCUUUUGCGGCCUGGGCUGGGCGGUCGUCCACGUCCACUUCGCUACAUUGAACGUCUCUCUCGUGUGCAUUCCCCCUCUUACUCUUCAACCCCUUUUCAUGCCCGGUUCCCACUCGCUCUUGCCCACCUGCUGCGUCGAUCCUUUCGACGCUACGAUGCUGCUCCACCCCGUGUGCCUCGUGCGACGUCCAAUGAAAGAUCGAUCUCACGUUUGCUGCCC